AUGCCUAUCCAUCCUCACCGUCGUUAUCAGCAAGCUCGAUAUGAGCAACCGAAUAUUUUUUCAUUAAUAUUUAUUAUUGAUAGUUUUAAAAAAUUAUGGUAUGAUCAUGUUACACCUGAAAUAGCUGUAUAUGCUUUUAAAUCUAUACGUGAUCUUGUAUUCAUGGGUAUUGAAUUACUUACUGAAAAUACCAUGAUACAAGUUAUAUCAUUGUUAGAACAUAAUCGUACACCACUUCGUGAUUUAGCUGAAGAAUACUUAAGUAGUGCAAAUCGAACAUUUGUUGAAUUUGCUUAUAUUGGUGAAGAUAUAUAUCAAGUUGAUACAAAUACUGUUUUAUUAUUAUGGGUUUUAUAUUGUUUUUUACAUGGACCAACAGGAUUAAAAGUUUUACAAAAAGGUGUUCGAUGUUUAACUAUAGCACGAGCAAUUCGUGUCAUUACAUUUUCUUUAACUAUUUUACCUAAUCCAAAUCCAAUGUGUAAUUUUACUGGACCGAUUGAUCCAUUAAAUUUAAGUCCAGGUGGUGCAUGUAAUGAUUUAUUAUAUAGUGGUCAUGUUAUUGUUUAUACAAUAUCAGCAUUAGCUGUGACAAUUCUUUGUUCAUUAUAUCCAUUUGGACCAUUCCGUUUAUUAAUACGUUUAUUUAUAUGGAUUCAAGUUUUUCAACGAAUGAUUCGUGCUGUUGUUGAAUUUCAUCAUUAUUCUGUUGAUAUGUUUCUUGGUUUAUGUGUAACAUUACUGAUAUGGCAUGCAGAUAUACUUUAUUAUGAUUUACCACGUUUACCACAACCAUUAUAUCCACAUUUAAAAAGACUUUUAUUUGCAUAUGAUGCUGACGGUUCGAUUGAUCUAUAUGCUAAUGAAUGUAUCCUAAUUUGUAAAAAUGCAUUUCAUUCUGCAAUUUUAAUUAACUUUCAUGUAAUGGCUGGUGCCCGUCGAGCGAAAUUAUAUCAUUCAGAUUCUGAUCGAGAUAGUGAUGAUUGUGAAUAUGAAACAAAUGAACAACGAACUAAUGAACGACGUAUUGAACAUCAAUUAGAUGAAUUUCUUAAUAAAUGGAAAAAAGAAAUUCAACAGCGAACUGUCUAUGGACAUGUUAUUAAUGAUAAACAAAAAGAACAAGAACAAGAAGAAUCUUUUAAUGUUGAAGAACAGGCUAAACAUUUUUUUCUACGAGCAUCUGAUUUAGAACGUGAAGGAAAGUUAUACGAUGCUAUAAAAUAUUAUCGAGCAGCUAUGCAAUUAGUACCAGAUAUUGAAUUUCGUAUGGCUCGAAAAGGACAACAACAACAACAACAAAUGACAACAAUGGAUUUAAAUAAUCGACAAGAAAAUAUCGAUGAAGAUAAUAAUACGAAUGAAGUGUCUGAGCAAGAUGUUGAUCUUAUUGAUUCUUUACAACGUAUGCAUAUAGAUGAUGGUGAACUUUCAACUAUAUGUGCUAAAAAUUUUCCUCAACAAGCCACACAUGUAUCAAGUCUUCCAUCGGAAGUAUUAAUUUAUAUAUUUCGUUGGGUUGUUUCAUCGGAUUUAGAUAUUCGUUCAUUAGAACAAUGUGCACGUGUAUGUCGAGGUUUUUAUAUUUGUGCACGAGAUCCUCAAUUAUGGAAAAUGAUUUGUUUUAAAACAUGGGGUGUUAAUACAGGAAAUUCAUCUACAAAUAUUAAUUGGCGUCAUAUGUUUAUCAAUAGACCACAUGUUGCUUUUAAUGGUGUUUAUAUUAGUCGAGCAACAUAUAUUCGUCAAGGUGAACAAUCUUUAGAUACAUUUUAUUCACCAUGGCAUCUGGUUGAAUACUAUCGAUAUAUACGAUUUUUUCCUGAUGGUAUUGUUUUGGUAUAUACAAGUGCUGAUGAACCUCGUGCAACAGUUGCUCGUUUAAAAAGUCGAUAUUCAAUUCGUGAUCCGGCACUUAUUUAUGGAAAUUAUCGUUUACAAAAUAAUCGAGUAUUAAUUUUAGCAAAACGUACUGCUCAACGAACUUCAACUAUGACUAGUACUCAACGACGUGGUGGUAAAGAUUUACAAACAUCUGAUAUUGAACAAACAAUGAAUAUGGAAUUUGAAAUGUGUGAUGUUGGAAAGAAAAAACAUCAUCAACUUAUAUGGACACAUUAUGAAAUUAAAUUUACUAAUAAACGAACAGGUGAUGAACGUUCGACACUACUUGAUGUCGUCAAUGAACGACAUGCUUAUCCUUCAUUAAUCUUUUCACGGGUAAAAAGUUAUACUGUUGCAGCAGAACAAUUACUCAAAUAA
Messenger RNA from Rotaria sp. Silwood2, 2262 nucleotides. Lineage: Eukaryota; Metazoa; Rotifera; Eurotatoria; Philodinida; Philodinidae. The record is from the annotation of a GenBank genome assembly.